AGGCUGCCCUUGAGACGGAAAGCACCAGCCUGGCUACUCCAGGGCGUCGCUUCUCUGGGGCUGGCCGCCUCCUCAGGCAGGCCUGUGGGCAGCGCGUCGGCCGAAGGACCUGGGCUGAGCUGCAGCAGCCGAGCCGAGAACCAUCUCUGUGCAGAAAAAACCAAACCACUUUACUUUCCAUUCUGCUGCCCGAGACAACCACAUCCUCCUCACACGCCGGCUCCCAUGGAGAGCUCAGAUGCGGAGCUGGACCUGCAGCGGAGCGUGCAGGCGGUGCUGCGGGAGCUUCGCGCCCAGGCCCCCGCCCUGCGGAGCAACCGGGGCAUGUGGCGGUGGUCCCUGCACAAGAAGGUGGAGCGCGAUCCUGGGAAGAGCCCGGCGCUGGUCCGCAUUCUGCUCCGGGAGCUGGAGAAGGCAGAACGCGAGGACACACAGCUCGUCAUCAUCCCUCUGCUGCACACGCUCAUGUACGUGCUCACCAAGGCCACAGGCAUCCCGCAGGAGCUCUACUGGAGGACCUACACCCUCUGCGUGCGGCUCCUGACCCUGCCCGCCCCUUACUGCACCGUGGCCCUGGACUGCGCCAUCCGUCUGAAGACCGAGUCAGCUGCCCCAGGGACGCUAUACCAGAGGCUGGUCAUUGCUGAGCAGAACCUGAGGAGCGAGCUGUACCCCUACCAGGAGAGAGUGUUCCUUUUCGUGGAUCCGGAGCUGGUGUCCCCCUCGGUGUGCAGCGCCCUGCUGCUGGAGAUCCAGGCGGCGCAGGCCCAGCAGAGCCCAGAGGCCUGCAUGCGCCACGUGGUCGCCCACGCCCUGCAGGCUGCCCUGGGUGCCACGUGCCGGGCGGACGCUCUGCAACGGAAGCUGCAGGCCAGCCCGCGCCGCGCCCUGGAGCGCCACUUCCACGCGGUGGUGGCCGCGGUGGAGCAGACGGCCAGCGAGCCCAGCGCCGCCGGGGAGGGGCACCUGGAGAGGCUGGAGGAGAUCUACUGCUCGCUGCUGGGGCCGGCGGCGGCCGCCAGGGGGCGCUGCGGCGGUGACGCCCUCCCGGCCCAGCCCCCCAGCAUCCCCCUGCCCAGCCCACACAUCACGUUCCAGCUGUGGACGGACGAGGAGCAGCUCUGGAAGGAACUGAUGCUCUUCCUGCGCCCGCGCUCCCAGCAGCACCUCAGCGCGGACUUGGAUGCCCUGGACCUGCAGGGCCUCCUGCCGGACCGGGAGCUGGCCCGCGCGUCCGUGCUGUCCACCGACAGCGGCAUCGAGCGGGACCUCCCCUGGGGCACCGACGAGCCGCCCGCCCCCGGCAGCCCCGAGCCGGAGCGCGCCGCGCUGCAGCGCAAAGGGGGCGUGAAGAAGCGCGCGUGGCUCCCCGACGUCAGCCACUGGGCGGGGCCCCCCGGGCUCCACCGGCGGACUGGCCAGCCCGCGGGGGACGGAGAGCUGCUGCCCGGGGUCGCCCGGCUGCACACGGCCCGGGUGCUGGUGCUGGGGGACGACAGGAUGCUGGGGCGCCUGGCCAGGGCCUACCACAGCCUCAGGAAGCGAGAGACCCAGACGUUCUGCCUGUCUCCCAGACUCAGCCUGCAGCUCUACUACAUCCCCGUGCUGACCCCUGAGAAGCGAGCAUCCUCCCGGCACCUGGAGCUCGGAGAGCUGGCGGCGUUCCUGGGCCGGGCGGACCCCUGGUACGAGAGCACCGUCAACACCCUGUGCCCGGCCAUCCAGAAGCUGGCAGAGAUGCCUCCCUCCCUGGACACGUCCCAGACCGUAGACCCCUUCAUCCUGGACGUCAUCACCUACUACGUCCGCAUGGGCACCCAGCCCAUCUACUUCCAGCUCUACACAGUCAAGAUCUUCUUCCGUGACCUGAGCCAAGACUCCGCAGAGGACGUUUUCCUCACUGAGCUGAAGGCGAAGAUCCAAGACUCUAAAUUCCCCAGAGAUGGCUUCUCCCCCAGGAGGAGAGGCGCGGCUGAGGCCCCGGGGGCUGAGCUCUCCCUGAGCUACCGGAAGGCCCUGCUCAGCCACCGGAUCCGAGAGGUUAGCAUUUCCCUGAGGGCCACCGGGCUGGUCCUGAAGGCCCUUCCAGCCGGUGACACCGAAGACCACACAUGCCUGAGUGUUAACGUGACGGAAGUUGUCAAGUCAUCCAACUUGGCGGGAAGGUCCUUCUCUGCGGUGACAAACACCUUCCGUGCGGCCAACGUGCAGGUCCAGAGCCAGGACCAGAGGCUGCUGACUCUGUGGCUGGACAAGGACCAUCGGCGCACGUUCAGGGAUGUGGUCAGAUUCGAGGUUGCCCCCUGCCCAGAGCCGGGGGUCCAGAAGUCCAAGGCGCUCUGGCUCAGUUCCCACCAGCAGCAGGAGGCGGAAAGGACCAAAGCCAAGCCCAAGCCCCUGCUCAUGCCUAUCAACACGUUCUCCGGCAUCGCCCAGUGAGCCUGAAGGGGCAGUGGACACGCUGAGUCUGAGAGCUGCAGGUUCACCAGGAAGGACACACUACCCACCGGUCCAAGUACUCACCCCAAUGGCCAGAGCAAGGCCAGGCUGCCCGGGACUGGCCCCAGCCGGGAGCCAGCGAGUGCCUGGGGCAUGAGGAGGCUGGCCGUGAGGUUGAUGGAGGCCACACGAAGGCCCAAGGGUGCCCGGGCAAAGCUGUGCACACACAAGCCCAGCUCCUUGCACAGCUGCCCGCUCCUUCCAAUUCCCGCCUCUCCCAGUCCAGCUUCCAGCUGGCCGUGAAGACCACAGUGACAGCUGCUGUUCUGGUCAGGGCCCCGUGUGCUGGGGGGAAAUGGGAAGUAGACAAAGGCAACUACACCCCCUCUGCCUCCCACGUCUGCUCCCGUCCCUCUGCCCACCUCACCCACUCCCGGGCGUGUCUCGGUUGAGAGGAGAGUGUCGGAUUCUAUAAAUGCACACUAAAGUUUCUGCUCUUCUCUAGCACCGGCGGAGUGCAUAUUUUAACAGGGACUGGGGGCAGGACUACCCUGUGAAUCCACUCGGGCCAGGUAGUGUCUCCGGACCACACGGUGACGUAGGGACUCCCAACACAGAGGUGGGAAUGCAGGCUAGUUUUGGAGAAAGCAGCGACUAGAGACAGCAAGAGGCUGGCUCUUGAGUUCAAACACUCACAGCCAAGGUAACACAGGGAAAGUCAGUGGCCCAGAACCAGUUCCCUCGCCCCCAGGACUAGCCGUGGGUGGGAAAGAAAGGAAGACAGAGAACAGAAAGGCGAGGCUUGAGCCCAAUCCCAUUCCGCUUGCAAUGAAAGCAAGUUGUAGACCAAAGCCUGCCACGCAUACACCCCCA
This is a messenger RNA of Pipistrellus kuhlii (Kuhl's pipistrelle), 3312 nucleotides long. RefSeq names its product phosphoinositide-3-kinase regulatory subunit 6 (gene PIK3R6). Gene Ontology annotation, molecular function: 1-phosphatidylinositol-3-kinase regulator activity. Gene Ontology annotation, cellular component: phosphatidylinositol 3-kinase complex, class IB. The coding region runs from base 226 to 2439 and encodes 737 amino acids. The record is from RefSeq and is a predicted model, not a curated record. Lineage: Eukaryota; Metazoa; Chordata; Mammalia; Chiroptera; Vespertilionidae. The transcript has 20 exons. Gene Ontology annotation, biological process: G protein-coupled receptor signaling pathway; positive regulation of MAP kinase activity.